Molecule: messenger RNA, 3967 nt
Organism: Vollenhovia emeryi
Lineage: Eukaryota; Metazoa; Arthropoda; Insecta; Hymenoptera; Formicidae
Product: cyclin-dependent kinase 11B-like
Exons: 7
Coding region: 261-2855 (864 amino acids)
Biological process (GO): regulation of mitotic cell cycle; protein phosphorylation
Cellular component (GO): nucleus
Molecular function (GO): ATP binding; cyclin-dependent protein serine/threonine kinase activity
Source: RefSeq, a predicted model, not a curated record
GAAACCCAUUGAGAAAAAAGUCAUUUUAGUCACACCAAGUGAAGUCGGCGUAACGCGAAACGGGUGCACGCGAGCGUUACCGAAAAACCCGCUUUUAUAUCGCCUUUCAGUAUUUACAGUCCUUUAGUAUUUACGAACGCGAAACGGACGCUGACCGCUCGCCGUCUUCCGCAAUUCGCCGAAAGUGGGACCGCAUUCGCGCGCAACGGCCGAGAUCGCGAUGAGUAGGGGUUAGAAAUCGGCUCGGCACUCGCGUGAACAUGUCCGCGGAUAUGUCGGACAUGGACGCCGACAAUCAGAGCGAGGACGGAGAAAUUAAGAAGAGCCCAUCGAAGGAUAUGGGCGACUACAGCUUUUCGGAGGAAGAGGGUGGCGACACGGCCGACUCCUUGGAUAUUAAACCGCCGCAGGCAGUUGUGCGCCAUCAUAAAUCCAGCUCGUCCCGUCGAAGGGAGAAGCACAGCGACAGGAGGAGUCGCAGGGAUGAGAAGGAGCGAAAGUCGCGUCAACACGAGCGCGAGGACAGGCACAGGGACAAGCAUAGGCAUCGCAGGCAUGUGGGGGAACCUGCGGAAAGAUCCGAGCGUGUGGAGAGCUCCAAGAGGAACCGCGAGAGGAUGGAGCGACUAGACAGGAUGGAGGGCCAUUCUAGAGACAGGGAGUCCUCCAGGCACGAUCGCAAGGAAAGAAGUACGGGAGACCGUGUCCUAGAAGAUUUGAGGGAAAGAUUAUUGGACAAGAGAAGGGAGAGACGGGAGGAUCCGCGCGACACUCGGAACUACAAGAUCGAGUCGUCCCGGCACGAGGUGCGAUUGGAGGAGCUGCGAGAGAUGCGCGAGCCACGCGACCGGCGAGAAAUACGGAUGGAGGACCUUCGGGAGCGUCGUGAAAUGCGUACCGUGGACGACGGUAGGGAGCGUCGGGAGAUUCGCAUGGAGGAGCAGAGGCACAUACGGGUGAUCAUGGACGAGCAGUUCUCGGAGAGCGAGCUGAUGGAACGGUCCGAGAAACGUCGCAAGAGAUCCCACAAGCACGAUAGAGUUCGUGAGAGGGACCAAGAGAAGAUGGAGCGCGAGAAGGAGCACCGGGACAAACAGCUGCGGGAGGCGAUGGAGAUCGUAACCGACGAGGUUAGUGAGAUGGAUGUGCAGACGGAGAUCUCGAUACAGAUUAAAGAUCCAAAAGAGAUGACGGAACAGGAACUUAGGAAAGAAAGGCUGUUGGAGGCCGACAGAGAAAUGGCCAGGCGGAAGGAGGUGUCCAGGAUGGAGUUGGAGGCGAGGAGAAUGAAGAGAGGCGAGAAACGACCCGUGAGCCCGGACAACAACCCGGAUCCUUCGAUCGUAGAGCUGUCGGAUGAAAGCAUCAGUCCUGCUCAUUCCGAGGGCGCGCGAUCGAAAUCGGCCGAGUCGAGACACUCGUCCGAAGGGGAGAGAAGUCCGCACGAGCGCUCGUCGGAGCGACACUCGUCCGACUCUUCGGAAUCUAGCAGCGACGACGAUGACGAGUCUAACGAAUCGAAUAAAGGUUCCGCUGGCGACUCCAACGACGGCUCGGAAUACAACAAUCCAAGUCCGCUGUCUGUCGAUCGACUAGCCAAAUCCGAUCAUUCGGAUGGAGACUCUCCGGGACACGUUGAUUCUAACAAUGCUACGAAAACCGUAGAAGAGGAGGAAAAGAAAGAGGAGGAACCGGAGUUACCGCCAUAUCUGCCGGCUAUUCAAGGUUGUAGAAGCGUCGAGGAAUUUCAGUGUCUAAAUCGAAUUGAAGAAGGUACAUAUGGAGUUGUGUACAGAGCACGCGACAAACGCACGGAAGAGAUAGUCGCGUUGAAACGAUUGAAAAUGGAGAAGGAGAAGGAAGGCUUUCCGAUUACGAGUCUGAGGGAGAUCAAUACAUUAUUGAAAGCGCAGCAUUCCAAUAUUGUUACCGUGCGAGAGAUAGUCGUCGGCAGCAACAUGGAUAAGAUAUUUAUUGUCAUGGAUUACGUGGAGCACGAUCUGAAAUCCCUCAUAGAAACCAUGAAGCAGAAGAAACAAGUUUUUAUACCUGGAGAAGUUAAAUGUCUUAUGCAGCAAUUGUUAUGCGCUGUCGCACAUUUACACGAUAAUUGGAUACUGCAUCGCGACCUAAAGACGUCCAAUUUGCUGUUAAGUCACAGAGGCAUUUUGAAAGUCGGCGAUUUUGGCUUGGCUCGAGAAUAUGGCUCUCCCUUGAGGCAGUACACGCCGAUCGUCGUAACGCUUUGGUAUAGAGCUCCUGAAUUACUUCUGUGUGAUAAAGAGUAUGCAGGCAUAUAUAGUACGCCUAUUGAUAUGUGGUCCGUGGGGUGCAUUUUCGCCGAGCUUUUAAGGAUGGAACCACUCUUCCCGGGAAAAUCUGAUAUAGAUCAAUUGAAUAAAAUAUUCAAGGAGCUGGGUACACCGAGCGAAAGGAUCUGGCCAGGAUACGCCAAGUUACCCAUAGUACAAAAGAUUCCGUUCGCGCAUUAUCCUGUAAAUAAUCUCAGACAAAGAUUUAGUUUAUCGUUGUCCGAUUUAGGUAUCGAGAUGCUGAACAAAUUUUUAACGUACGACCCUCGUCAACGUGUAACCGCCGAAGACGCCCUGAAUCAUGGCUACUUUACUGAAGCGCCUUUGCCAAUCGACCCGCAAAUGUUCCCCACGUGGCCCGCCAAGUCGGAACAAGGAAUCAGAACCACGAACGCGUCCCCGAAGCCACCGAGCGGAGGCAGAGAGUACAAACAAUUGGGUGACGGUGACGACGCCGAUUUGAGUAACUCCGGUUUCCACAUGGGCUUAACGGAGGGUGGCAGAGCGCCGGCGGUUGGUGGUGGCUUUCACUUGAAAUUCUAGUUGAAAGCGAGACUUUUGCACUCUGUGAAUUGUAACAAUGAACUUUUUAUUUACAUAGAUUUGUAUAAAAUACACAUGUGGGUCUUUUGAAAAGUUCUCGAAAUGGAGUAUAAUAACUCGCACACAUUAAAUGGAAACUACCAAUAUUUCUAUGAAUACACAAUAAAGUUAUACUUUAUCCCAUCAAAUAGAUAAAUUUUUUUAUAGAUUUUUGAGUGAACGUAUCUGUGUGAUUUUUAAAAGAUGAACAAACUCGAGGACCGCUGUGAUUAAGUAUUCGGAUUAAGGCGUGAUUUUUUAUUAUCCUUUUUACUCAUCUGACUUAGUCAAACUCCUUCUUAUUCCCACAAUUGGAGGAAUUCCUUGCUGGGAAGAGAUUUUCGUCGGACGAAGAAAUAAAAGCGACGGAUAUUUGACAUCACUUGACGAAUCAGAGUUCGUAAUGAGACAAUGACUUUGUAGCACAUCGUAAACAGAGAUUGUGAAAAGUAAAAGUAAUUAUAAAGAUAUAAGCUGUUUUUCUAUUUCGUUGCGAGAACUUUUCAAAUGGCCUACGUAUAUGUGCUACGCCUAUAAAGGAGUGUGUCAUCCAUACGAUAUGCAUAUUCUUUUUAUUUCUGCUGUAGAAGAACAGAGAACGUGGAAAAUGUUUGUAUAUGUGUAUAAUUAAGGUAUAGUAUUUCAUUUUUCUAAACUGGAGACGUUUGCGAUUGCUCUUUGUAUUUUGUCGUAUAUGAUUGCGUAGUAUAAAAUGAUAGGUACGUGUAUUUAUAUAUCAGUUUAUUAUUGUCGAAAUGUGUGUGGAUUACAAUUGAUCUCGUAAUACUUUAAACCUUUCUCUUAUCUCCUCUUAAGUUAAUCGACGUUAAUCAUAAAACGACGAUCAAGAUAUCUCAAACCUGAAACUCUGACUUGCUCUGCAAAGUUGGAGUUAUAAUCCAAUGGAAUAAUAGAAAUAUCUGUUGUAAAAAUGAAAACCGCAGCGUCUGUAAUUAACACGGUUAAUAUCUGUAAUUUAGUUUGCACUUUACGAUGGUAAAAAGAACGUGAGAGGAAAAUAGUACAAGGAAUUAUGUAACGGAAAAAUGUAAUAAAAUAGGAAAUGUAUAUUA